Molecule: messenger RNA, 2439 nt
Organism: Rhopilema esculentum
Lineage: Eukaryota; Metazoa; Cnidaria; Scyphozoa; Rhizostomeae; Rhizostomatidae
Product: ribosomal oxygenase 1
Cellular component (GO): nucleolus
Molecular function (GO): histone H3K36 demethylase activity; histone H3K4 demethylase activity
Source: RefSeq, a predicted model, not a curated record
UGCUAAAGCGAGGCUCGUGUGUAUUGGCGCGUGUUCUCGAAGUUUGCGCUAAAAUGGCCGCAAUAACAAGAAAAAGGUCUGCAUUUAGUGUGUUUAAAGGAGCAAACCAGGGUAAAGAAAAUAGUUUGGAAUGUUUUAGCACUCCAAACCUGAUAGCUGGCAUUGCGGAGUAUGAGGAACAUAGGAUGGCUGUCAAAUCACAGAAGCGCGCAAGGAGAGGGUCUUUGCCAAACUCGAUGGAAGAGCAGCAACCAUCCAAUGAAAAGGAAGCCUCGGUAAAAACACCACCAACAAAUCAGAGUAAAAAAGCCAAAAGAUCUCAAACCUGUAAAAGUGAGCCAAGACUACAGUCUCUGAGAAAAUCUCUAAGGAGAAAGAGGAGAGAUCAACCAAAACUAAAUGAAAAUAUUCAAAAUGCUUCAAAUGAUGCAGAACAAGAUAAGACAGAGAUCAUCCCACCCAAGGAUUUCAAGAAACCUGUUGCGAGAGUCAACUCAAGUUCUUCUUCUAGUAGCCUGGCAACUAGCAGAAUCUCUCUUUGUCAUGUCCAGGUGACUUCAGAAGAUAAUCUUGAAGCAGAGAAUCAAGAAAUAUUGCACGAGUCUUUUACACCAGAUGAGGCUAUGACAUGGCUUAUAAAGCCAAUUGACAAAAGCAAGUUUUUCAGAGAUGUGUGGGAAAAGAAGCCAUUGUUGCUUAAAAGAAGGCAGCCAACAUACAAUGAUGGAUGGUUCAGUACAAAGGAGUUUGAUCACAUUUUAAGAGAGAAAGAAGUAAAAUAUGGUGUCAAUCUUGAUAUAACAAAGUACACAAAUGGAAGAAGAGAAACUUUGAACCCUGAAGGAAGAGCUCAUCCACCAACUGUAUGGGAUUUUUAUGAGAAAGGGUGUUCAAUACGAAUGUUGAAUCCGCAAGCAUUUUCAAAGUCAGUGUGGAGGUUGACUUCGAUAUUGCAAAGCUAUUUUGGUGCAUUUGUUGGAGCCAACAUGUAUUUGACGCCACCAGGUAGCCAGGGCUUUGCGCCACAUUUUGAUGACAUUGAAGCUUUUGUUAUCCAGCUGGAAGGUAAAAAACAAUGGCGACUUUAUUCACCAAGAAAUGUUGCUGAGGUGCUGCCGAGGUAUUCCAGUGAAAAUUUGUCAGAGGAAUCUGUAGGAGAACCCAUAUUGGAUAAAACACUUGAGCCAGGAGAUUGCCUGUAUUUUCCACGUGGUUAUAUCCAUCAAGCAACAACUCUCGAAGACACACAUUCACUGCAUAUAACACUAUCAGUCUACCAGCAGAACACGUGGGGUGAUUUCCUAGAGAAACUUCUGCCCCGAGCCCUUCAAGUCGCCAUGGAGGAGGAUACCGAGUUUCGCAAGGGCUUACCGAUUGGUUAUUUGGACCAUGUUGGUGUGUGUAAUUCUGAAAAGAUAUCGUUUGAGCGCAGUGAAUUUCUCAAAAGAGUCCAGCAGUUGGUGAUGAAGCUCUCAACAUUUGCGCCGAUUGACGUAACCGCAGAUGAGAUGGCUGUUGAUUCGCUUCAAGAUAAACUACCUCCUGUUCUUACGAAAGAUGAGUUAAUGUGCAGCAUCCAUGGCAGUGGUGCAUUCUGGGAUAACAACCAUGUUCGUGGAGUGUCACUCCUUCACCCAGACAGCGAAUUUCGUUUAAUACGACCAGACAUUGCUAGGCUAGUUGGCGACGAAGAUGGAGGAAUAAUUCAUCACUCGAUGGAAAACUCAAGGAGUUAUCAUGAAUUCCCAGCCCAAACAAUCAAAAUAUCAAAACAGGAACUUGAUGCCGCCGAGUACAUCAUUAACAGCUAUCCGACUUAUAUUAAAGUCGAGGAUGUACCUUUGAGAAAGUCCAAGGAAAAGCUCCAGUUUGUCAAGCGACUUUAUGACAGUGGAAUUCUCAGGACAAAGACACCUUUGGUACAGGAUUCAGUUGUCUGAAUCUAUUUAUGUUCGACAUUUCAACUAGCGGUUUUUUGAACGCAUUUGGCCAUGAUAGAGUGCAAAAAUAAAGUAUUAUAGACGGGAAAAGAUCGCAAAUAUUGCUGUUCUCUGCAGAUGUUUUGUAUGGUUCUCCAAAUGCAUAUUGGGGUAUGCAAAUGUAAAAAAGGGAUAUGUUUUCAGGAGAGAAAUAGAAUUUUGUGAAAAAUUCAGAGACAGGCAUAAAUUAAAACAUACAAGCUAGAGAAAUGAGCUCUUUCCGCUUUUAGCUUCCCGGGUACCUUUCAACAAGCUGCAACUUUUUCUACAUACAGAAAGUAUAGUGAUCAGAUAAUAAAGAUGAUAUAAGAAUAAUUAAAUUCAUUAAGAUGUCAGCCAGUUUUAUUCCUUUUGUAAAUUGCUCUGUUUUGUAUUUGAUAUGGUAACAAUUGAAAUCCUAAAUUAUUGCUGACUUCAUCCAUUUGAAGAUUUGAUUUAACAAGUAUUUCUUAAGCUCUUA